Microcebus murinus (gray mouse lemur) is the source of this 1149-nucleotide messenger RNA. Lineage: Eukaryota; Metazoa; Chordata; Mammalia; Primates; Cheirogaleidae. The record is from RefSeq and is a predicted model, not a curated record.
AUGCCCAGCCAGCGUCUUCAAUUCUUUACGGUUCUGGAGUUUGGCAAAUGCUCAGAGAAUCUGCCCCAGGGCGCGAGCCGCGCAGGCUUGAGCUGGCUGCGGUCGCUUCGCCUUUACUCCCACCACGGCUCCUACUGCGGGGACUUUCAUCCCGUCUCCCGUCCUCAGCUCCCACCUUUUAAAACAUUUUUCAAAGCUACCCCACUAAAAGUGCGCGACUUCUCCCGGGCCUGCAGAAGGGGCUCCCGCAGCCCGGCAUUCCUCAGAUUCCAGCGCCGUGACGUCCCCGAGGACCGCGCGCCCGCAGCCCCGGAGCUCGGGCUCCACGUCUCCGCGCGCGUCCCCGCGCCCCCCCCGGCGGGCGCGCGCCCUCCCGGCCGCAUUCCUCGCCCCGGCGCGCCCCGCGCUGCCCCGCUCCGGCCAGCGCCGGCGAGCCCGGCCCGGGGGUGGGGGAGCGCGGCCGCCGGCGCCUGCUCCGUCCCCUCCCACCCGCACGGCCCCUUCCUCCCUCCUCUCCCCGCCGCUCGCAUUUCCUGCCGCUCUGGCUCUCCCGGCCCCUCGAAGUUCGUCCCAACUUUCUCUCGGCCGGGCGAGCGCGGCCGGCGCAGUCGCGGGGACAGGGCGCUGCGCCCCUGCGCGCUCGGCUGCCGCCUCCGCGGGCGCGCGUCCUCCGGGAGCAGCACACGCAGAGUGGCCGCUGGCGGUCCUCCCGCGCCCACCUCUCCCGGCCUCCCGGGCCCGGCGCCCCUCGGGCGGGACACGCCGGUGCUUAGGUGCUUCCCCGCGUCCCCUCCGGGGCGCCCCUGCGCCGCCUCCCGCGCCGCGGUCGCGGCGGAAACCUCCCUCCCCUCUCGCCUCCGCCGGCUCCUGCCCUCCGCCCCUGCGCCGCCAGCCACUGCAGCCGGUCCCGUGGGGACCUGGGGCUCCGCGGCCGCGCAGGACCACCUUUCCGCGCGGGGCUCCGGGACGCGACGGGGGCCAUGUGAGCAGCUACCUUCCAGAGGGCCACAGCGGGCAUGGACACCCUUUUCGCUACCUGCAGGAGCACGGGUGAUAGUGGCGACAUCCGGUCACGGAGCUGCUGAGGCCGUCUCGGGGGCGUGUGCGCCAGGACAGGAGGGCGGCGUCUGAGGGCCACGGAGCCAUGCC